Gambusia affinis (western mosquitofish) is the source of this 1415-nucleotide messenger RNA. It is a transcript of the gene mogat2, whose product is annotated as monoacylglycerol O-acyltransferase 2. Lineage: Eukaryota; Metazoa; Chordata; Actinopteri; Cyprinodontiformes; Poeciliidae. Gene Ontology annotation, cellular component: endoplasmic reticulum membrane. The record is from RefSeq and is a predicted model, not a curated record. Bases 16 to 1038 code for a protein of 340 amino acids. Gene Ontology annotation, molecular function: diacylglycerol O-acyltransferase activity; 2-acylglycerol O-acyltransferase activity. The transcript has 7 exons. Gene Ontology annotation, biological process: triglyceride biosynthetic process; diacylglycerol biosynthetic process.
AGUCAACAGGAGGCAAUGGUGGAUGGAAAAAUGAAAAUUGAUUUUGCGCCUGUGGACGUGCCCCUCCAAAGGAGGCUGCAGACUGCAGCGGUGGGCCAGUGGGUCUUCUCCUUCCUGGGUCUGGCACCUACCUGCAUUAUCUUGUUCUUUUACCUCCUCUUUACUCGCUUCUGGCUGAUCAGUGUGCUGUACGCCACCUGGUGGUACUAUGACUUCGACACGCCGGCACGAGGGGGUCGCAGAGUGGCCGUUUUGCGUGGCCUCAAAGUGUGGGAGUACAUGCGGGAUUAUUUCCCCAUCAAGCUGGUGAAGACAGUCGACUUGGACCCCAGACACAACUACAUCUUGGGUUUCCACCCUCAUGGCGUGCUGGUAGCAGGAGCCUUCACCAACUUCUGCACCUGCGCUACUGGCUUCCCGCAGCUGUUUCCAGGCCUCACCAGCUACCUGCUGAUGCUGCCUCUGUGGUUCAGAGCUCCAUUCUUCAGGGACUACAUUAUGUGUGCUGGUUUGAUUCCGUCUGACAAAGAAAGCGCUAGUUAUCCACUCCGCAAGAAGAAAGGUGGGAGUGCUGUUGUGAUUGCUGUUGGCGGGGCCCCAGAAGCCCUUGAUGCUCAUCCUGGCACCUUCAAUGUGCUCCUGGCCAAUAAGAAAGGCUUCAUCAAAAUGGCAAUGGAGCAUGGAGCUCACCUGGUUCCAGUUUUCUCCUUUGGAGAGAAUGAAGUGUAUGAUCAGGUGGAAAACCCCAGAGGAACAUGGCUUCGGUGGACACAGGAUCGGCUGCAAAGCAUCAUGGGUAUCUCCCUGCCUCUUUUCCAUGCGCGUGGUAUUUUCCAGUACUCCUUCGGCCUGAUGCCCUACAGACGACCAAUCUAUACAGUUGUUGGCCGGCCAAUCAAGGUGGAGAAGAAAGAGAAGCCAACCAGCGAGGAACUCAACGCCCUCCACCAGCUGUACAUGGACGAGCUCAGCAGUUUGUUCGAUGAGCACAAAGGCAACUAUGGAGUAGACAAGGAUGUUCAUCUGAACUUUGUCUGACCUUGACCCGAGCAGGCGGGGAAUUGAACGGCUAUUUAUAUCUAAAGCUCAGGUUCAAAUAGAAGCUUUAAGUGGUGUCCUCUAAGUGGUGGACUUGCCAUAACACUCCUAGUGGGUUUAUUACCUACACAAUAAUGCUUCCUGGUAUGUCAGUCAGUGUUGAAUUCAGAUGAACUGCAAAGAUUGACUGCAUUCGCUUUAAUUUACAUGAAAAUGUAAUUGUGGUUAGAUGAUAAAUAAACACCAAGAAUGUUUUUUUUGAACAUUUACUAAAUAAAUGAUUUUUUUUUGUAUGGCUAAUUUAUUUGUGUUUAUUCAGUCUGAUGCUAAAUAUUCUUUGAAUCAGUUUUUUAAAAUAAAGUUUUAAUGUACAAACA